Molecule: messenger RNA, 876 nt
Organism: Lactuca saligna
Lineage: Eukaryota; Viridiplantae; Streptophyta; Magnoliopsida; Asterales; Asteraceae
Source: the annotation of a GenBank genome assembly
AUGGAGAUUGACGUUCAUCAAAUUGAGAAAAUUUUAGAGCAUAUGGGAUACGAAGGAACUUUUCCUCCUACAAUCAAAAAGCUGCUUCCUCCAUGCUGGAAGCUUUUGGCUCAUGUGUUCGUGAGUUGCGUUUCUAGCCGGAGAUCAGGAGCUAACGAGAUUUCUCUAGCCAAUACUGGUGCCAUUACUGCAUUGGCAGCAGUGGAGGAGAUUCAUCACUCUCCCACAGCUUGUGUAGCUGAUGAGCAUGAUUAUCAGAAAGCAAAUGAUUCAAAAUCUUCUCGAGGGGACGAUGACGAUGAUCUUUAUGAAGAUGUAGACCGUGUAAAUAAAGUCAAUGAACUUGCUUCUCUAGCAAACAAGACUAGAGAUGAAGGAAAUUUUCUCAAAAUUUCGCUCUCUACCUCAAAGCCCUUGGAAAUCACAGCAAGCCAAGGAGAUGUGACAUCAGAGAUUCCUCCCUCUGUGUCACAUGUCUCAACAUCAACUCCAGUCAUUUCUAUGUUAUCUGAACCUCAGACUUCUCAGACCUCCAUAAGAACAAGCCAAUCUCCUGAAAGUCUGGAGGUACCCUCUGUAAAAUGUGCUCCUCAAAUUAUUUCAACAAUCAAUGCAACCUUUGCUCACUCUUCUUCAAAGCAGACUGAUGAAGGUCCAAGCACCAUGUUCGAUACUGGUGGAUCCUCUUCUAUUCUAGAAUAUUCUCCAACACGAUCUUCUCUUGAUGAAGCUUCUAUCCGAUUAGUAAAACAUCUGGGUCAAUCUAGUCCAACCUCUUCACGCGGAAAAGGAAUGUCAUUUAACGAGGGUCGGACAGAUGAUGACAAAUCCUCUUCAUCUAAUCUUCGAGAAGAAAUUGGAAUUCUGUGUCAAUAG